Hansenula anomala is the source of this 1395-nucleotide messenger RNA. RefSeq lists its product as uncharacterized. The transcript has 3 exons. Gene Ontology annotation, molecular function: nucleobase transmembrane transporter activity. The record is from RefSeq and is a predicted model, not a curated record. Gene Ontology annotation, biological process: cytosine transport; transmembrane transport. The coding region runs from base 1 to 1395 and encodes 464 amino acids. Lineage: Eukaryota; Fungi; Ascomycota; Saccharomycetes; Phaffomycetales; Wickerhamomycetaceae. Gene Ontology annotation, cellular component: fungal-type vacuole membrane; plasma membrane.
AUGUCUUAUACUUCCACAAAAUUAAAUUUUGUUAAUAGAAUUGCAGCUUCAUUAAGAGCUGAAACUAAAGGUAUUGAAAGAGUGGAGGAAGAUGAAAGAAAUAUGAAUGAAGGUGUUUUAAAUUCAGCAAGUAUGUGGUUUAGUGCAAAUAUGGUUAUUGCUGCUAUGGCUUUAGGUAUGCUUGGUGGUUCAAUUUUUGGGUUAUCAUUUUGGGAAGCUGUUUUGACAAUUAUUUUUUUCAAUUUAUUAGGUUUAUUACCUGUUGCGUUUUUUUCCACUUUUGGUCCAGAAUUUGGUUUAAGACAAAUGGUGUUGUCAAGAUUUUUAGUUGGUGAUAUUGGUGUUAGAAUUUUCUCUUUCAUUACUGCUGUCGCUUGUGUUGGUUGGGGUGCUGUUAAUAUCAUGGUUUCUGCUCAAUUAUUAAACAUGAUUAAUCAUCCUCAUCAAUUACCUCCAUGGGCUGGUUGUUUAAUCUUGGUUAUAAUGACAAUUGUUGUUUCAAUGUUUGGUUAUAAUGUUAUCCAUUUCUAUGAAAAAUGGUCAUGGGUUCCAAAUGUUAUGGUUUUCUUUGUUUUCAUUGCAAGAAUUAAAAUUUCUGGAAAUUUUGAUGCUGGUGAAUUUGGUUCAGGUGAAGCUACAGCUGCUGGUGUCUUAUCAUUUGGUGGUGCUAUUUUCGGGUUUGCCACUGGUUGGACAACUUAUGCUGCUGAUUAUACCGUUUUCAUUAGAAAAGAAUAUCCAAAAUGGAAAAUCUUUUGGGGGUUAUGUCUUGGUUUAGCUGUCCCAUUAAUCUUUACUAUGAUUAUCGGUGCUGCUGCAAUUACUGGUAUUAAUAAAGAUCCAGUUUGGUUAGAAUAUUAUACAAAACAUCAAAAUGGUGGAUUAAUGUUUGCUAUCUUGUCUGUUAAUUCAUUAGGUGGAUUUGGUCAAUUCUGUUCAGUUUUAUUAGCUUUAUCCACUGUUGCCAACAAUAUUCCAAAUAUGUAUACAAUUGCCUUGUGUACUCAAGCUUUCUGGUCACCAUUAGCUAAAGUUCCAAGAAUUGUUUGGUCAUUAAUUGGUAAUUUCUUAGUUUUAGCUAUUUGUAUUCCAGGGUUUUACCAUUUUGAAAGUGUUAUGGAUAAUUUCAUGAAUAUGAUUGGUUAUGAUGUUGAAGGAUGGAAUGAUAAAAAAAGAUAUCCAAUUGGUAUUGCAGCUUUAGUUGGUUUCUUAUGUGGUGUUGUUGCAACUUAUUGUGGUAUUGAUCAGAAUUGGGGGUUGGGUCCAAUUGCUAAGUUGAUUAAUGCUGGAAGUGCUCAUCCAGGUGCUGAUAUUGGGUUUGAAUUGGCUUUUGCCUUUUCAUUUGUUGGUUUCAACAUUGUCCGUCCAUUUGAAUUGAAAUAUAUCGGUCGUUAG